AUGACGGCGGAGCGCGACGCCGUCGCCGCGGCGCUCGCGUCGGAGCGCGACGCGCUCGGCGCGGAGCGCGACGCCGUCGCGUCGGCGCUCCACGCGGAGCGCGAGGCGCACGCGGGCGUCGCCGCGGCGCUGACCACGGAGCGCGCGGCGGCGGCGCACCACAUCGACGACGCCGUCGCCUCGGCGCUGCACGCCGAGCGCGAGGCGCACGCGGCGCGCGUCCGAUCGCUGACGGACGCGCACCGCUCCUCGGCCGCGACGGCCGAGAGCGAGCGGUCGCGGCUCGCGGCGGCCGUGCCCGCGCUCAAGGCCGAGCUCGCGGUGCAGCUCGAGGAGGCCGUCGCGCGCGAGGCGGCCGUUUCCGCGUCGUGCGACGUCGCGCGGCGGCUCCGGGGCGAGCGCGACCGCGCGCUCCUCGAGCACGCGCACGCGCUCGAGGUGUCGCGGCUCAGCGAGGCCUGCCUCGGGUCCCUCGUCGACGAGCUCAAGCAGUACGCCAGGGUCGUCGACGCCCAGGCCGCCGCGAGCGGCGCGCUAGCGGCGAACGCGGAGCGCGCGGACGGCCGCGCGGCGCGCGCCGAGGACCAGCUCGCCAAGCUCCGCGACCGCGUGGCGGAAUCCGAGGGCGCCCUCGCCGCGGCGAAGCGCUACGCCGCGGACAAGGAGCGCGACGUGCUCCUCGCCUGCGACCGCGUCGCGGCGAACGCCGCGGACCGCACGGACACGCAGCGCGAGGUCGUCGAGCUCCAGUCCAUGCUCGCGGAGUCCUACGCCCACUUCGACGCGCUGGCCAAGGUCGCGCGGGCGCCCCGGGCCGACGACGGCAACGUCGCGGGCCUCGCCGCGGACCUCGCGGCCGCGCGGCGCGACCGCGACGCGCUCGCGGCCCGGGCCGCCGCCGCGGACGCGUCCGCGGCCGCGGCGCCGGCCGAGGCGGCCGCGGCGGCGGACGCGCGCGCGGCGGACCUGACGGCGGCGCUCGAGGCGUCGCUCGCGGAGGAGCGCGCGGAGAACGAGGAGCUCAUGGACCGCCUCGUCGAGGCCGGCGCGAAGGCCAAGGGCGACCUCGCCGCGGCGGCCGCCGCCUUCGACGAGAGGGCCGCGGUCACCGCCGCGCGGCUCGACCUCGAGGCGAAGGCGACGGAGGAGCUCAUGGAGGAGCUCGAGGCGACGCAGGAUCGCUACGACGCCGAGGUCGCCGCGCUCCGCUGCCAGGUCGCCGAGGCGACGCGCGACGCCGCGGCGACGCCGACGGGCGCCGACGCCGCGAAGAAGGGCGCGGCGACGCCGUGGCAGGCGACGACGCCGUGGUCCAAGGCCGGCCGCCCCGUCGACGAGGCCGACGCGCUCCUCGAGCAAUUGCGGGAGGCGCAGAACGCGACGGCCCUCGAAAAAACCGCCGUCCAGCGCCUCGAGCUCGAGCUCGACGACCUCGAGGCCGCGCGCGCCGCGGACGUCGCGACGCUCGCGCUCAAACUCCAGAGCGCGGACGCCGCGCGCGCGGCCGCGCGCGACGACGCGGCGGCGCGCGAGGCCGCGGGCCACGCCCUCGUCGCCGCGGCGACGGAGGCGACGGCGCGGGCGCUGCGCGACGUCGAGGCGGCGACGCGGCUCCACGAGGCGCGCGAGCGCGACGCGCCCGAGGACGCCGUCGAGUGCCGCGUCCCGCUCGGCGCCGACGAGCGGUCGGCCCUCGAGGCCCUGCGGGACUCGGAGCGCGCGGCGUCCUGCGCGGCCUUCGACGCCGCGCGGGGCGAGGCCGUGGCGACGGCCGACGAGGUCGCGGCGCUGCGCCGCGCGGCCGUCGAGACGUCCCUGAAGGCCGACGCGGUCCUCGCGCGCGCGGACGAGCUGCGGGCCCAGGUCGACGCGGCCCACGCCGAGGCGCGGCGCGCGUCCGCCGCGCGCGCGACGAGCGAGGCCGAGGCCGCGGCCGCGCGGCGCCGGACCGGCGACCUCGAGGCCGCGGCGGCCGGCGCGGCGGCGACGAUCGCCGCGCUGGAGAGCGACGUCGCCGCGGCGCGCGCCGGCGGCGCCGCCGAGGCCGGGGCGUUGCGCGCGACGCUGGAGGCGCUGCGGGGCGAGCUCGCGGCGUCGGAGGACGCGCGGGACGCGCUCGACGCGGCCGUCGGCGACAACCAGGCGGCCGCGGCGUCGCGGGCCGACGAGCUCGCGGCGCUCGCGGCGGCCCGCGACGCCGCCGAGGCGCGCGCCGACGCCGCGGCGCGCGACGUCGCGUUGAAGGGCGACGUCGAGGCCGCGGCGCUCCGCGAGGCCGCCGCGGCCACGGGCCGGGACCUCGAGCGCGCCGAGGCCGCGCUCGACGACGCGCGCGGCGCCCGGGAGGCGCUCGCGGCGCAGCUCGAGGCGGCCAACGUCGAGAAGGGCCGCCUGGCGCGCGACCUCGAGGCCGCGGCCGCGAAGGCGCGCGCGGACGCCGAGGCGUUGACGCGCGACCGCGACGGCGACGUCGAGGCGGCGCGCAUCCGCGCCGCGGGCGCCGAGGCGGCGCUCGCGGCGUCCGAGGCGGCCCUGGCGGCGUCGGAGAGCGGCCUGGCGGCGUCGGAGGCGUCGCGCGACGCGCUCAAGGACGCGCUCGACCGCGACAAGCGGCGCCUAUUGGACGAGCUCGCGGGACACGCGGCGGCGACGGAGGCGGACGUGCUCGCGCUCGAGGCCAAGGUCUCCGCCGCCGAGGCGGCGGCGGGCGAGGCGCGGCGGGAGCUCGCGGCCGAGGUCGCCAAGGGCGCCGCGUCGGCGACGGAGGCCGCCGCGCUCGAGGCCGCCGUCGACGACCUCCGGGGCCGGCUCGCGGCCGCGGCGGCCGGCGGCGACGCGGCGGCCCGGGACCUCGAGGCCAAGCUCGAGGCGGCGCUGGCGGCGCGCGACGCCGCGGAGGCGCGGCGCUGCGCGGACGCGGCCGCCGCGGCCGCGGCGCUCGCGCGCUCCGAGGCGGACGUGGCGGCGCUCGAGGCCGCGCUCGACGGCUCGAAGCGCGCGCGCGACGACGUCGCCGCGGCUUUGGAGGCGACGCUCGCGCGCGCGGCGGCGCUGGAGGCGACGGUGUCGGCGACGUCCGAGGACGCCGCGCGGCGCGUCGCCGCGGCCGAGGCCGACCGCGACGCGGCCGCCGGGGCGCUCGACGCGCAGGCCGCGGAGAGCUUGGAGGCCGCGGCGCGCCUCGAGGCCGAGGUCCUCGACCGCGCGCGCGACGCCGACGUGCUGCGCGUCGCCGUGGACGCGGCGUGCGCCGACGCGGCCUGGGCCGAGGCCGCGCGGAAGCGGAGCGUCGCGCGCGCCGAGGCCGCGGAGCGCGCGGUCGCCGCGGGGUCCGCCUUUGCGAUGGGCCUCGAGGAGGAGCUCGCGGCGCUCCAGGGCAACGCCUACGCGGCGACGGCGCGCCUCGAGAGCGCCGCGGCGGCCGACGGCGACCGCGCCGCGGCGCUCGCGUCCGAGAACGGCGAGCUCCGGAAGAAGGAGGCGUCCGUGGCCAUGCGCAUCGCGGCCCUCGAGGCGUCCAACGCCGAGGCGCUCGAGGCGCUCAAGGCCGCGGAGCUCGAGAAGGCGCGGUGCGAGAUCGACGCGAAGCGCGCGGCCGCGCGCGCGGCCGCGGACGGCGACGCCGCGGAGCAGCUCGAGGCCGCGCUCGGCGAGUCGCGGGCCGCGCUCCAGGCCGCGCGCGGCGAGCUCGACGCGGCGCUGGGCGACCACGCGAAGCUCCAGGCCGAGGCCGCGGCCGCGCGGCGCGACGACGCCGCGGAGCUCGAGCUCGUCGCGGCCGCGCGCGCGGCCGCGGACGAGGCGCUCGCCGCGGCGCGCGGCGAGGCCGCGCGGCUCGCCGCGGCCCUCGACGCGGCGUCGCGCGACGCCGACGACGCGCGGGCCGGCGCGCGCGAGCUCCAGGCCGAGGUCGCGUCGACGGGCGAGGCGGCCGCGCGCAAGGUCGCGGGCGCGAAGCGCGAGGCCGCGGCGCUCUCCGAGGAGGUCCGGGCGCUGCGCGAGGAGCGCGAGCGGCUGGUGGCCGUCCUCGAGGACGCGCGGGCCGCCGCCGCCGACGAGGCGGACGCGCUGCGGCGCCGCGCGGACGCCGCGGCCGCGGCGCGCGACGCGUCCGCGUCCGCGGCCGCCAAGGCCGCCGAGGACGCGGAGCGGCUGAAGGAGGCGCUGUCGCGGCGCGAGGCCGAGGCCGCGCUGGAGCGCGAGGCGUCCGAGGGCGCCCAGCUGCGGCUCCGCAAGGACGCGGACCGGCUGCGGGACGACCUCGAGCGCCUCGCCGCGGAGAAGGCGCUCCUCCUCGAGACGUCGGAGGCGGAGCGGCGGUCCCACGCCGCCGCGGCGUCCGCGCUCCGGGCCGACGUCGCGCGCGCCGCCUCGGCGGCGUCGUCGCGCGCGAGCGACGGCUCCGAGGCCCUCGAGACGGAGGCGGAGCUGCUCCGGGCCGCGCUGGACACGGUCCGCGCGGAGCACGACGCGCUCCGCGUCGACGGCGAGCUGCUCUCCGAGGCGCUCGCGACGGUCAAGGCCGAGAACGCGGCGCUGCGGCGCGCGGCGAGCCCGCGGACGCUCGCGGUGUCCGAGACCGCGGGCGACGCGGCGGGCGACGCGUCGGCGUCGCCGCCGCCCGCGCGCUUCGCGCCGGCGGCGGCGCCGCCGUCGCCCGGCGGCCGCGCGGUCGUCGACGCCGUGCGCGCCGCGGCGGAGACCUGCGACCGGCGGCACCGCGCGCAGAUGGACGCCGCGGCCGACGCCGUCGCGGCCGCACUCACGGACGAGUACGAGAAGCGCGAGUCGCUCGCGGCGACGGCGAAGCGCUACCGCGCGGAGCGCGACGCGGCGCUCGCGGAGCGCGACGCCGAGGCGCGGCGCGCCGACGCCGUCACGGAGUCCGCGGAGGACGCGCUCGAGAGCGUCGGCAAGGAGCGCGACGACGCGCUCGCGCGGCUCCUCGACCUCGGCCGCGGCGGCGACGCGGCGUCGCCGCCGCGCGACCGGUCCGCGGAGAUCGCCCAGCUCGAGGCGGAGCGCGACGCGGCCGACGCGGCGCUCGAGGCGACGCUCGCGACGUUCCGGGCCCAGGCCGCGCUCGGCGAGGACCAGCUCAAGGCGCUCGAGCGCGACAAGGCGAACGCGCUCCGCGAGAUCGCCCGCUGCCGCGACGUGCGCGACGCGACGCGCUGCGCCGAGGCCGAGGCGCGCGCCGCGCGCCUCGACGCGUCGCGCGCCGAGGCGCUCCAGGCCGCCGCGGAGCGCAAGCUCGCGCUCGAGGUCGAGACGGACAAAUUCCACAAGGACAUCGAGCGCCUCACGCGCGCGCACGCGGCGGAGAAGCGCGGCCUCACGCCCCGGCGGAGCCCCGGGAAGAAGGGCGACGAGAACGGCCGCGUCGCGGACCUCGAGGCUUUGGUCGCGCGCGAGCGCGCGCGCUGCGACCGCCUCGAGCGGUCCGCGUCGGACAUGCUCGGCCAGCUCGCCAAGGCCGAGCGCGACCGCGCGCAGCUCGCCAAGGACAAGCACGCCCUCGAGGUCAAGGCGGCGUCCGCGCCCGCGCGGCCCGGCGCGCAGUCCGCGCGCAAGGCGCGGCCGUCGGACGUGUUCCGCCCCGCGGCGAUCUUCGUCGACGGCGAGAACGACGCCCGGGCCUCGUCGAAGAAGCCCGUCUUCCCCAAGGCCCACCGCGACGAGUCCAAGGCGCUGCGGUCCCAGAACGCCGAGCUCCGGUCGCAGCGCGACGCGCUCGCCGACGACGUCUCCCACCUCAAGUCCGAGCUCGCGCGCACGCGCCUCGCCGCGAGGCUCAAGGCCCUCGUCGAGGGCAAGAAGAACUUCAUCACGUCGAGCCCGCUCUUCACCAAGGGCCUGGCGUCGGCCUUCGAGGCCGUGGACCUCGACAAGAGCGGCCGCGUCGACGUCAACGAGUGCUACAUCGCCAUUUUACUGUUCUACUCGAAAUUGGGCGCGUACGUCAAGGGUUUGCUUCCCCCGAAGCUCGACCAGAUCAAGGCAAUCGUCCACGACGUCGGGUCCGACGAGCACCCGGGGGAGCUGAAUUUGGAGGAGUUCGAGGCCAUGCUCGUCAUCCUGCUGGAGCACGUCGGCGGCCGCGUGUUGUUCCAGGUCCUGCUCGCGUUCUUCUUCACGCCCGUGUUCUCCGCCUUCUUCGCGGACGUCUACUACCGGGUCUACGUCCAGGGCAGCGCCAUCGCCUUCCUCUACUCCAAGUCCAUCGUGACGAACAUGGUCGCCGCGGCCAUCGUCUCCCUCGUCAUCCCCUCGGCCCUCGACAUGUACGAGAAGAAGAAGGCCGAGGCCCGCGGCAAGAACAAGGACGUGAAAAGCCAGGCCGAGAGGGUGCCCAUCGGAGAGGCGUCCCCCGAAGCCGGCGCCAUGGACACGCUCCAGGCCAUGUUCGGGGAGAACUGGGACGCGGCGACGCUCCAGGCCGUGCUCGCGUCCAAGGGCGGCGACGUCGAGGCCGCCGUCGACGCCGUGCUCGCCGCCGGGACGCCCGAGGCCUGGCACGCGGCGGCGGCGGCGCCCCCGCCGCCCCCCGCGGCGCCCUCGCUGCCGCCGCCCGCCGCCGCGUCGCCGGCCGGGGGCGCCCUCGCGCCCGGCGCCGUGUCCGUCGUCGUGCCCGAGGGCUCGCGCGGCGGCUCGACGCUGUCCAUGUCGGCGCACGGGCGCCAGUUCAUGGUCCAGGUCCCGCCGGGCCUCGUGCCCGGCCAGCGCUUCGUCGCGACGAUCCCCCAGCCCCGCGCCGCCCCGCCGGCGGCGCCGCUGCCCGUCGACGCGGCGGCCGCGGCGGCCGCGGAGGCCGAUGCGCUGCCGAAGCGGGGCACGCCCGUCCAGCUGCCCGACGACUUCCUCCGCCUCCCCGACGACUUCCGCCCGGCCUCGUCGGGCACGGACGCCAUGGACCAGCAGCUGGCCCUCAUGAUGCAGCAGCAGCAGUACGCGGAGCCCGGCGCCGCGCCGCGGGGCCGCGGCUUCCUCGGCCGCCCCCGGCCCGCGGCCUCCGGCGCCGCCGCGACGAGCGCGGGGCCCGCCGCGUCCCAGGGCGGCACGUCGUCCAUCUUCAACCGCAUGUCCGCCGCCGCGUCCUCCGCCGCCGCCUCCGCGGGCCGCGCGGGCGCGGCCAUCAAGUCCAAGCUCAAGUCGCGGGACGCGGUCCACAUCGAGCCCUUCGAGCAGCAGUACGGCCGCCUCGACAUCGGCGACGAGCUCGACGACGGCAACCCCCUCCACCACGAGGCCGCCACGCCGCCGGGGCAGAACGGCGGCAGCCCGAACCGGGGGCAGGACGAGCUCGAGCUCUGACGGCGCGGCGGCCCGCUCUUUGGCGCGCUCCCGCGCGCGCGCGUCCCCGGGGGCGCGGGCGGCGCGGAAGCGCGUAUAUCUUACUCAUACCUCUGC
Messenger RNA from Aureococcus anophagefferens, 7410 nucleotides. RefSeq lists its product as hypothetical. NCBI's taxonomy places the organism in Eukaryota, Pelagophyceae, Pelagomonadales, Pelagomonadaceae. The annotation marks the transcript as partial. The transcript is spliced from 3 exons. The record is from RefSeq and is a predicted model, not a curated record.